UGUCCUGUGACGGAUGGAGAGAGAGUAGGCGGAGCAGUGCGGCAAACUUCAUUCACUUCUCCGCUCGGAUUAAAAUCUCACACGAAGCGAUGGACAGGUGAAACUUCAUUUCGAGUCCAGCACCGCGGACUGAGGCACGACCGCACAGGGAAAUAUUUCAGAUCGAGAAAAGUAGAAAAAUAUCAGUCUGCUGUUGUCAGAGUGCUUCUCAAUAAUCAGGAGUGAUAUUUUAUAUGAGAAUGGUUUUGUAAACAAAGUGAAGGCGAUCAUGUUCUCUGUUAUUGUCUUGUACUGUUUCAACAUCCUGCUGCUUGUUAGUUCAGUUCUUGGCCUAGAUGUAGCCAUGAUCGAUGUUGUCUUAGUGGAAAAUAAAGCUGGAAAGUACAAUACACUAACAUAUCAAGUGAGAGGCAGAUUCAGUCGUGCGGGUGCAGUAACAAGCGCUGAGGGAGAUAUACUAAAGCUCCAUGGUUUGAAUCUGUGUUCUUCUGACAUUGACCGGAAGCCAAGUCACGAAUAUGGAUGGGUUGGUGUGAUGAAAAUCCCGCCGGUCGGUCAAAAACUCAACCCCUGCGUGUCGGUCGUUAAGAAAGCCGAAGUCGCUGUUCAACGAGGUGCAACUGCUGUCAUUUUUGACGUCACGGACAACCCAGGGGCACGAAAAGAGUUGGAAGCCAAGUCAGGAGUUGUUUUGCGUCCCGUUGUCAUCAUUGAAGGUCCUGAUGCUAAAAAACUUGAAAAUCUUCUUCACGAACGCAAACUUUCAAGGGCGAGAAUAAAGAAUGAAGCUAAAAGUGUCUCACAAGCUACUUCAAACGAAUAUUUUGACAUGGGAAUUUUCAUGGCCUUCUUCAUCUUGGUCUCUCUAAUAUGUUUAAUAUUGUUAAUUAAGAUCAAGUGGCGGCAAAAACGAAAGCAGACUUCGUUAACUCGUAUGGCGCUGCAAGCGAUUUCGCGCAUGGAGACUCGAAAGUACACCAGUGAAUUAGGGUCACAGCAGAGUCUUGAAAAUGCAUUCAUCUGUAAUCGUUGGCCGUAUUAUGAUAUUAGAAGCUGUGCAAUUUGCUUAGAAGAGUUCAGUGAAGGACAGGAUAUCCGUAUCGUACCAUGCCGACAUGAAUUCCACAAAUCGUGCGUUGAUCCGUGGUUGCUCUCUAACUGCACUUGUCCUCUCUGCAUGUUAAAUAUAGUCGAACCUUUCGAUAGGAAGAGAAGAUCAAACUCACUGCGGAAUCAGAGAAGAAAUGGCAUUUUUAGAUAUUGUAUUGCAUUGUCCUGUGGUAAUUCGGAGAUUAACCAGGACGAGAUUAGCGCCGAAGAAACAUUUACAAAUAUUGAAUUAGCUAGUACUACUAAUUAUUCAGAUCCGCGUUUAUCGUACCAAUCAAGAAGGAGCAUAGACAGUCCAAAUACCAUAAUCGAACAUUCACAACAACCUAGUCAGUCUUUUAUAAGCUUGGCUGAUGUCCAUACGACUAACACUAUGAACAGCGACUGUUUGCAGCCGUAUAGAUUUCCUAGGUGUAAAUUCCAUCAUAAAAAGAAUCGACAUCGAACUACAACAUCGCCACCGCCUGAGCAAGCGGAAUCAGAUAUCGAGCAUUCUAUCGUUGUUGUUGCUGAUAUACCCGUUGACAAUUUUGAUAAAAUGAUCGAGGAUGUUGUCUGAAUGUAACUAACCUUAGCGGAAAUAAACGAUUCGUGGGACACCUUUCGCAGAGACCUUUAUGGCCUGUGUGGAUUGCCCAUUAAAGGUCAUUUGUUCAAGAAAUGAAAGGUGAAACUGAAAGUGAUCAAGGCAUUACAAUUUGCUUUACGGAACACAUUCACCUUUACCAGAAUUGCUACAUGCCACCUUUGUGAGACAUUCCACCUUGACUAAGCAGUUUUCACUUCUACUUCGAAACACAAAGGGAUGGAUGUAUAUUUAACAAUGGCCUUUUCAAAUAAGGACUGGAUAAAUUUUCAUAAUAAGUGGGGAUCGAUGUUUCGGUCUUUUAACACAUUCGUCCUGCAAUAUCAGGAUGGGGAUGGAUACCUUCAUUGGAGUAACACCAAUAUAAUGAUCUUAUUGUUAUUUAGUGUUUUGUAAAUACUGCAAUUUAAUUGCAUAAUAAUUAUUUCAUUCGAAAACAA
Molecule: messenger RNA, 2136 nt
Organism: Rhopilema esculentum
Lineage: Eukaryota; Metazoa; Cnidaria; Scyphozoa; Rhizostomeae; Rhizostomatidae
Product: E3 ubiquitin-protein ligase znrf3
Source: RefSeq, a predicted model, not a curated record